Messenger RNA from Pangasianodon hypophthalmus (striped catfish), 2657 nucleotides. Its product is annotated as zinc finger protein 235-like. The coding region runs from base 209 to 1609 and encodes 466 amino acids. Gene Ontology annotation, cellular component: nucleus. Gene Ontology annotation, molecular function: RNA polymerase II cis-regulatory region sequence-specific DNA binding; DNA-binding transcription factor activity, RNA polymerase II-specific. Gene Ontology annotation, biological process: regulation of transcription by RNA polymerase II. Lineage: Eukaryota; Metazoa; Chordata; Actinopteri; Siluriformes; Pangasiidae. The transcript has 4 exons. The record is from RefSeq and is a predicted model, not a curated record.
AGGGUUGGGAACCUGUGCACUUCAUGAAGGCAUGAAGUGUUUUAGGGAAACAUCCUGGUCCACAGUUUACACCAAUAGGUGGCAGUAAUGCAGCAAUCAAUUGCUUGCCAGCCCACAUAAAAUUAAAACCUAAAGAAGAAGAAGGAGGAGAAGGAGCAGGAGGAGGCGGAGGAAUAGCUGUGUGAGUGGCUCUAGUAAUAAACUAAUCAUGGAGGCAGCAGACUCGUACUUUCAUGUUGAGCUCACGGCUGUUGUUGACGGCUUGCUGAAGGCGGCGGUGGUGGAGAUCUGCGCUCUGGCAGACAGAUGGAGAGAUGAUUUACGCAUGGAGAUAACAACGAGCAGAUCCGAGAAUGAACAGUUAAAGCGCAAACUGCAGAUUAUGGAACAGAGCCUUUCUGCAUCUCGGGUGGCCCAGUCGAAGAAUGUGGGACAUCAGGACAAAAAGACACAAUUCCCUGAGGUUGGCACCAAUCCUACCGACGAUUGUGGAAAUGUGGAGACUGAACUCACAGUUCCCAAAGGAAAUCCGUGGGUGCAGCAGUGUAGCUUUCUACCAGGUGUAAUAAAAGUGGAAGCAAUGGAUAUAUCUGUUACUGCCAAAGCAGGGGAAAGACUAUAUGGAAAAUGCAGUAAUGUACUUCAUCCACCUCAUUAUACAAAUACAAGCAAUCGGCUUCUAGAAUUUAAGACUGAACAUAAGAGCAAUACUGAACCAGAGGUCCAAAUGCCAGAAGCUGUGAGCAGAGAAGACAUCAGUACAGAAUGUGAAGUGGAGACACAGGAUUCUGCAGCUACGGAUGGAGAGUGUGAGUCCGUGAAUCAGAAAACUCAAAAUGUCCACUUUACUCGAACUAAAACAAAAAAGGAGGAUGAUACCAAGGGAGUUGAGGUGAUAGAGGGAGUUUUUCCAUCAGCUUCUAUGUCUUUUCUUAAUAUCUCGGAACCAUCGACCUCCGAUUGUUCAGUGUGUGUAACACUGGGAGAAACAGCUGAAGUAUCCACACUGCCAAGAAAAGCUAAAUAUUCUAAGAAAAAAUCCAAGAACUCCCAAGAUGCUUUGCAGAGAAAAAAAAAGAAAGGUCUCAGAUUCAUUUGUCACAUCUGUGGGAAAAGUCUUUCGACAAAAUAUUCUCUGAAAGUUCAUUUAACACUUCAUACUGGAGACAGGCCACAUGUGUGUACUCAGUGUGGAAAGAGAUUUUUUAACAAAACUAACCUUCAAAUCCACCAGAAUAUCCACACCGGAGAGAAACCGUACGUCUGCACUCUCUGCCCGAAAUCAUUUUCUGACCCGAGCCCUUUAGCAAGACAUGAGAGGAUGCACGGAAGAGAACUAGAGGAGAAACACAGUCCCAAGCCUAAAUUUAUGUGUAAUAUCUGUGGGAAAAUCCUUUCAACAAAACACGGAUUGACAUACCACAUUACAGUGCAUACUGGUAAAAGACCUUUUACAUGUACGUGGUGUGGGAAGAGUUUUGUUCUAAGAAGCAACCUACUGAUCCACCAGAAUAUUCACACUGGAGCAAAACCAUAUACCUGCACUCUGUGCCAGAAGUCUUAUGCUGACCCCAGCAGUCUUACAAAACAUAACAGAUUGCACAAGUAGUAAACUUGCAAACUUUCAAACUUGAGUUAUUACGAGUGAGACAUUUUGAUAGAAAUCCUCUUCCAUUUUAUAGUACAGUAAUUCCCUGGUCAACGUUAUUCCAUUAUCUUUAUACAAUGCAGUAAUUAUAGUUUAUAGGAUAAAUAGUUUUUUAAUAUUUUGUUGAUAAAUUGCUUAUCAACAAUAAUAAUCAUGUUACUUAAUGCUAUAGCAGUAACAUGUAAAAUAAAAUUGAAAGUUCAUUUUAGAGGCGUGUUGGUUUACAGUGAAGCUGGUGGAUUCCAAUCUUUAAUAUUCUUUCAGAUUUUUUUGGUGAAAAAUAAAAAAAGCACUUGUUUUGCAUGACUUGGCCAUGGCUUUGACGGCUUCUCCAUUCAUCAACAUUUUAUGUCUGUUUCUACUGAUUUAUGUUCCGUGCUUGAUUCAGGUAACUGAAAAAAACCUUUAUAAAUUUUUAUUUGAGUGAAAUAAAAAGAACAUUUGUGUUUAAAGAUAUUUUAAUAUCUCUAUGUUUACAUUAUACCAAUUGAAUAGAGAUGAUCAUACUGUAUGAUGUAUGCUAUCAUUUAUUUAAUCUUCAUGAACUGCAUUCUGAGUCUAUGCUGGGAGCAAUGGGCAUGAAGUGGGAAUAGACGCUGGAUGGGAUGCCAGGAUAUCGCAGGACAAAUACAUUCAGACACUUGUUCCACAUCUAGGCGCAAUUUAUCGUAGCCAAACCACCUAUUGGCACGGGAGGUAAGAUGAGACCCAAGAACCUGGAGAAAACCUACAGGAACACGGAGACCUUGCAAAACACCAUACCGAGAGUAACCCAAGCUCAGGAUUGAACUAGAGUCCUUGGAGCUGUCAGUGCUACCUGCUGUGUUCCUGUGCCACCUUCCUAGGAUCUACGCUAUAAGGCCAAAAGUAUGUGGAUACCUGACCAUCACACCCAAAUGUGGGUCUUCCCACAUUGUUGCCACAAAGUUGCAAGCAUAGACUUGUACGGAAUGUCUGUAUAUGCUGUAGCACAUGGGUGUCCAAUCUUAGCCAGAAAGGGCCACUGUGG